AUGAAAAGCAGCAAGCAAUUCCACAAGCUUCAUAGCAACAAAAGCAACAGCAGCACAGUAGAACAGAAUUUCGAAUUACCUCUCUUGGCCGGCGGUAUCCCAAAUCUGAGCCUUGAUGAUCUUAUCAUCGACGCGGAUGCUGCGCGUAGCGAAUUCAACGCCUAUGGUGGACUUGGACUCGAGGCUGAACUCAUUCCGAGCAAAUCUGGACAGCAAAUUGGAUUUGCCGACGCCGGAGUCGCCGAUCAGGACCAGCUUGAAGAGAUAAUCGUAGUCGUCGUCCGCCCUGUAUCCGCCCGCCAUCUUCAAUCUGCGCUAUACCUUACGCAGAUUUCAAGAGAAUUAUUAUUUUUUAUUUUUGAAUUUUUGACAAAAUAA
Molecule: messenger RNA, 378 nt
Organism: Striga asiatica
Lineage: Eukaryota; Viridiplantae; Streptophyta; Magnoliopsida; Lamiales; Orobanchaceae
Source: the annotation of a GenBank genome assembly